AUGCUGUCAUCUCGAGGCAAAAAGAUCACUGCGGUGAUCGAUGAGCCGUGGAGGGCACUUUUUGGGAAACCCGCAUAUGAUGCGAAAUCAAACCCGUCUGGAUUGAUAUCACUUAACGUAGCGGAAAAUCCGCUUGCUUUCGAGGAAUUAACGACAUACAUCAAUAGCAAGAUCCAAUUCGACAAGUCAGUGUUGUCCUAUAGUUCCAGUGCAGGUGGCGGUCCAAAAUUCCCAGCUGCAAUGGCAGCUUUCAUCAAUAGAUACUUUGAUCCAUAUGUCCCUUUGAAGAGUAGCGAGAUACUUGCAACCAACUCCAUUCCAUCACUGAGUGAGCAACUUGCGUUCGCACUCGCAGAAGCUGGCGAUGGAAUGCUGGUUAGCCGGCCUAUUUAUGGCAGGUUCAGAAUGGAUUGGGGAAACAGAGCCGGUGUUGAAAUGGUCUACGCUGAUACAGGUGCGCUUGAGGGCUUCACUCCGGCAUGCGUGAAGAAAUAUGAGGAAGCAAUAGUUACCGCUGAAGCCAGGGGUGUCAAGAUUCGAGGACUGAUAAUCGUGAAUCCUCACAACCCACUUGAGUUAUUCAAGUUAUGUCAGAAGUAUCAAAUUCACUUGAUCAGUGACGAGAUAUAUGCACUCUCUGUUUUCGAUACUCAGGAAAGCGGAGCGAUGCCGUUUGUUUCCACUUUGAGUAUCAACACUGAGGGGCUAAUGGAUGAAAAACUUCUCCAUGUUAUAUAUGGGAUGAGCAAGGUGAGCAUGAUACUAUUCGCAAUAGCUUGCCUGAUAACCGCUGACGAUAAUGCCCAAAAGGACUUCUGUGCUCCAGGACUCCGAGUAGGCUGUCUGAUUACCAGAAAUCCAUUGGUAGUAAAGGCCGUCCGUUCCACUUCACGACAGAUUAACCCGUCAGGAAUCUCUCUAGACAUUUCAGCCACCAUUUUGAAUGAUGAAAAAUUCGCGGCAACUUACCUUCAGAAUACCCAAAAUCGGGUACUCAAAGCCUACCGCUUUGUUACCGGACUUCUCCGACAGCAUGGUAUUCCGUAUUUGCAAGGAACGAAUGCUGGAUGUUUCGUUUGGUUGGACUUAUCGAAAUAUCUACCACCUAGCACCCCUUCUCAGCCAUUGACACAGAAAGAUAAGGAAUUCGCUCUGGCGGAGAAGUUCUCUGAAGGCGGCUUAUUCCUCCAUCCAAGCGAAGAAAAUGGGAUGGAGCCAGGUUGGUUCCGGCUUGUAUACACCAAUGAGGAAGAACUGAUAGUUGAGGGUAUAAGAAGGUAUGGCAUCAUUAACCGCCCGUAUUGA
Molecule: messenger RNA, 1305 nt
Organism: Trichophyton benhamiae CBS 112371
Lineage: Eukaryota; Fungi; Ascomycota; Eurotiomycetes; Onygenales; Arthrodermataceae
Exons: 6
Coding region: 1-1305 (434 amino acids)
Biological process (GO): biosynthetic process; amino acid metabolic process
Molecular function (GO): pyridoxal phosphate binding; transaminase activity
Source: RefSeq, a predicted model, not a curated record